GGGUUAGGGAUACAAAAGCUGCGUGGUUAGUGCAGCACCUCAUAACUCGUAACUCCUAACUCCGAAGUCACAAUCACAACCACCACCAUGCCACUAACGCCGAUGCGAAUUCGAGUACCAUACUCCGGUAUUUUCAGACUCGCCACUCGCCGUCCUAUCCUCAUACCACCAACACGCUUUUCACGUCCUUCUACUUUUACUUCUACUUCCACUCCCACAACCACAAACCUUCGCCUUCGCCUUUCAUCCUCUUCACCCGCUUUCAGGCACAAAACCCUUGCUGUGCCCUUUUUGCAUCAGCAAAGUUCCACUUACGGUCGUUUUGCAUUUCGUGACGUCUCCAGUGAUGACUCUGACCUCGAAAUUGCUUCUUCUCACUCACAUGCUCGCCCUCAACCUCAACCUCAACAACAAUUGGGUGAUUCAACUCUUGAAAACAUUGAUGCCUGGAGAUGGAAACUUACCAUGCUUCUUCGCAAUAAAGAUGAGCAAGAAGUUGUGUCCAAUGAGAAAAAGGAUCGCCGUGAUUUUCUCCAACUUGAAACUUUAGCUACCAGGAUGGGUUUAUAUAGUCGACAGUAUGCAAAACUUGUUGUCUUUAGCAAGGCACCUUUGCCAAAUUACCGCCCUGAUCUCGAUGAUAAGCGUCCCCUGAGAGAGGUAACCAUACCAUACGGUGUUCAUAGAGAAGUAGAUACUCAUCUCCUUGCUCAUCUUUCACAUAAGGCUACAAAUAGAUUAGGAUCUUUGGAUGAUUCCUUGCACAGAUCAAGUAAUGAUGGAAGCAUUCCUGGUGACAAAGGAAUUUUUGAGCACGUGGAGCCCAUGAGCCAUAAUAGUGUUGUCAAAGAGAAAAUCCUUCAAAGAAGAGGCUUGCAAAUGCGUCAGCAACAACAAGGCUGGCAGGAAUCUCCUGAAGGGAUAAAGAUGCUUGAAUUUCGUAGUAGUCUUCCUGCAUUCAAAGAGAAAGAUGCAUUUUUGAAAGUCGUUUCAGAGAAUCAGGUCAUUGUUGUCUCAGGUGAAACUGGUUGUGGUAAGACCACACAGCUUCCUCAAUACAUAUUAGAAUCUGAGAUAGAAGCUGCACGUGGAGCUCUAUGUAACAUAAUUUGUACUCAGCCUAGAAGAAUAUCUGCUAUAUCUGUUUCUGAAAGAGUUGCAGCAGAACGUGGGGAAAAAUUGGGAGAAUCUGUUGGUUAUAAAGUUCGUUUGGAGGGUAUGAAAGGGAGGGAUACUCGUCUUCUUUUUUGUACCACAGGUGUUUUAUUGCGGAGACUACUUGUGGAUAGAAGUUUAAAAGGUGUAACUCAUGUUAUUGUUGAUGAAAUUCAUGAACGUGGAAUGAAUGAAGAUUUUCUUCUCAUUGUCCUGAAAGAUCUUCUCCCUCGUCGGCCUGAUUUGAGAUUAAUUCUGAUGAGUGCAACUUUAAAUGCUGAGCUAUUUUCUUCCUACUUUGAUGGUGCCCCGACUAUGCAUAUACCUGGAUUUACAUUUCCAGUUCGAGCACAUUUUCUUGAGGAUAUUCUGGAAAGGACUGGAUAUUGUUUGACUCCUUAUAAUCAAAUUGAUGACUAUGGUAAAGAUAAAACAUGGAAAAUGCAGAAACAAGCUCAGUCUUUCAAAAAAAGAAAGAGCCAGAUUGCUUCUGCUGUUGAGGAUGCAUUAGAGGUUGCAGACUUUAAGGGUUAUAGCCUACGCACUCAGGAGUCAUUGUCUUGCUGGAACCCCGACUCAAUUGGUUUCAACCUUAUCGAACAUGUUCUUUGCCACAUUGUUAAGAAUGAAAGGGCAGGUGCUGUUUUGGUUUUUAUGACUGGUUGGGAUGAUAUAAACUCUUUGAUGGAUCAACUUCAAGCUCAUCCUUUGUUGGGUGAUCACAGAAGAGUAUUACUUCUUGCGUGCCAUGGCUCUAUGUCCAGCUCAGAGCAGAAGUUAAUAUUUGAACAUCCUGAAGGAGGGGUGAGGAAGAUUGUUCUGGCUACUAAUAUGGCCGAGACUAGUAUUACCAUCAACGACGUUGUCUUUGUGGUUGAUUGUGGAAAAGCAAAAGAGACAUCAUAUGAUGCGUUGAAUAACACUCCUUGUUUGCUUCCAGCAUGGAUCUCAAAAGCUGCUGCCCGACAGAGGAAAGGAAGGGCUGGUCGUGUUCAACCUGGCGAAUGCUACCAUCUUUAUCCCAGACGCGUUUAUGAUGCUUUUGCUGAUUAUCAAUUGCCAGAGCUUUUAAGAACACCUUUGCAGUCCUUAUGUCUACAAAUAAAAAGUCUACAACUUGGAAGCAUCUCUGAGUUUUUAUCUAGUGCUCUGCAGCCACCAGAGCCUCUAUCGGUCCAAAAUGCUGUUGAAUAUUUGAAGAUCAUCGGUGCCUUAGAUGAGAAUGAAAAUUUGACAGUUCUUGGGCGCAAGUUGUCGGUGCUUCCCGUAGAGCCCAAGCUUGGCAAGAUGCUCAUCUUGGGAGCUAUUUUCGACUGUUUGGAUCCCAUAUUGACUGUUGUUGCUGGGCUUAGUGUGAGAGAUCCAUUUGUUAUGCCUGCUGACAAGAAGGGGCUUGCAGAGUCUGUCAAGGCCCAGUUUGCUGCUCGUGACUAUAGUGAUCAUCUUGCACUUGUCCGGGCCUAUGAUGGUUGGAAAGACGCCGAAGCACAGAAAGCUGGUUACGAGUACUGUUGGCGAAAUUUUCUUUCUUCUCAAACACUUAGGGCUAUUGAAUCUCUUCGAAAGCAAUUCUUUCACUUGCUCAAAGAUAUUGGUCUGGUUGGCAACAAUUCUGAAACCAACAAUAAAUGGCGUAAUGAGGUGCAUAUGCUUCGGGCAGUUAUCUGUGCGGGUUUGUUUCCUGGAAUAUCCUCUGUUGUGAACAAGGAAAAGUCAAUAGCAUUGAAAACAAUGGAGGAUGGUCAGGUUCUUCUGUAUGCUAACUCAGUAAAUGCUGCGGUACCCAAAAUUCCAUACCCAUGGUUAGUGUUUAAUGAAAAGGUUAAAGUGAAUACAGUAUUCCUCAGGGAUUCAACGGCCAUAUCUGAUUCCAUGCUGCUCUUAUUUGGCGGGAACAUAUCCAAAGGUGGACUAGAUGGGCACCUGAAAAUGUUGGGAGGGUAUCUGGAAUUUUUCAUGAAACCAGAGUUAGCCAAGACUUAUUCAACUUUAAAGAGGGAACUGGAGGAACUGAUACAGAAAAAACUUCUGGAUCCAAUGUUUGAUACACAAUCGCAAAAUGAGCUUCUUUCAGCUGUAAGAUUGUUGGUAUCCGAGGACCAUUGCGAUGGCCGAUUUGUUUAUGGUCCACAAAUUAAGGCAACAAACUCCAAAAGUGGUGUUGAAGUCGAGGGUGACAAUUCUAAAAAUCAGCUUCAAACAUUUCUUAACAGGGCUCGACAUGGAUUACCAACUUACAAAACACAACAGCUGAGAAACAACCAAUUCCGUUCUACUGUCAUAUUCAAUGGCUUGGAUUUUGUUGGCCAGCCAUGCAACAGUAAGAAACUAGCAGAAAAAUCUGCUGCUGCUGAGGCUAUGCUAUGGUUAAAAGGGGACAGCCAUUCAUCCGGUGAUAUUGACCAUGCAUCUGUGCUUUUGAAGAAAAGCAACAAGAACAGUAGGAAAAAAUCAUUUAGUGGCAGUUAAAUAGAGUUGAAUUACCUUUACAAUACCUAUGUUGGGUAGAUUUGUUUGAUGGGGUCCUACACCAAGGCUUGUCUACUGUCACGGUGCAAUGGAUUCGGGGAUGAUUUCAACAGCAAGUGUACAGAGCUAUUAGCUAGGGAUCUUGAAUCUGAAAGGUAUAGGUCUGAGCCCUUGUUUUUGAAACGGGUGAUUGUAUCCAAAGUCCACCUAAAUUUGGAGCACAUUUCAAGAAGUGUAUUUCUACAAUUGCUUUUGACUAAAUCUGACCCAGAGCAUAGUCUGCUGGCUGAGCAGCUAUUGUAAUAAUUUAUGAAAACUAGUGGGAGUAAACAGCAAAAAUUCAUAUCCACAUGCUAAUGAUGUGUUCGGUUCUGCAUUGCUCUCGUGUCGUGGGCAGAGAAAUAUACUUUACAUGGGGAUUGACUCGGAAUACUUUAAAGAGCAUUUCUAAGAUGUUGUAGUUGCUUACAUGAUCAAGCCAGCUGAUCAUCUAGUUAUAAUAUAGAAUAUGUAUUUACAAUUACAAUUAUUUUUACACUCGAGCUAAGAGGAUUACGGUGUUUGUUACACCUCCUGAGAUGGAUUAUUUUCAUGCUGAUGUCUUAAGCUAUAAGAGAUAACUUAUGAAUAUGGAGAUCAAUUUUGAUUUGAUACAAUUCAAUAUCUGAAGAAAAACAAGAGAACUCAUUUGGUCUCAA
Messenger RNA from Cicer arietinum (chickpea), 4322 nucleotides. RefSeq names its product DExH-box ATP-dependent RNA helicase DExH3. Lineage: Eukaryota; Viridiplantae; Streptophyta; Magnoliopsida; Fabales; Fabaceae. The record is from RefSeq and is a predicted model, not a curated record. Gene Ontology annotation, cellular component: intracellular anatomical structure; nucleus. Gene Ontology annotation, molecular function: helicase activity; RNA binding; ATP binding.